Oikopleura dioica is the source of this 1083-nucleotide messenger RNA. NCBI's taxonomy places the organism in Eukaryota, Metazoa, Chordata, Appendicularia, Copelata, Oikopleuridae. The record is from the annotation of a GenBank genome assembly.
AUGGUUUUCUACACUCGGCAACUGUGUACAAAUACUUACUCGGUCGAGGUGGAACUAGAGGAAGGGACCCUUAUCGGUUACCAGACAACGGGAAAACAUUUUGAAGUAUUCAAACAAGUACCUUAUGCGAAAUCUCCUGAAGGCAAUCUUCGAUUUCGUAAGCCGGAGCCGAUCGGGACCUUUGCUGGCGGAAUUCAUGAUUCUGUCGCUGUAGGCGACAAUCUCAAAGCUUGCAUCGGAACAGGCGUUGGCUCGAAUGACCUACAAGAUGCGCUAGACAUGGGAUUUAUUUCCGAAGACUGCCUCACAAUGGAUAUUUACCGACCAGUGAAAAACUACCACACGCGUCUCCCGAUUUUCGUCUGGAUUCACGGCGGUGGAUUGACUAGUGGAACAUCAGCUUAUUACCACUUUUCCAGACUGGCAAGGGAGGAUAUUAUUGUUGCUGUGGUUCAAUAUCGCCUUGGAGUGCACGGCUUCUUGAGCUCCUACAGUGCUGAGGGACUGACCGAAACUCCAGGCAAUUUUGGUCUGCUAGAUCAACAAGCAGCAAUUGAAAAAAUCACCAUCGGCGGCGAGUCAGCGGGCGGCUGGUCUGUUGGCUGGCACAUGUUGAGUACCAAGUCAACAAACAUGAUCCGCACGGCGAUUUCACAAUCUGGCAUGGCUUCUUUUGACAUGUCGCCGCAAGACUCUGAGCACGGAAACUUGGCGAUCAAGCAUCUUUGCGAAAAGACCAAGGCGAAAAUCAACUCGACCUUGGCUUGCUCCGGAAGCAGCGAAGACAUCCUCAACCGUUUCAGAACAUUGACGAAGAACGAAAUUAUUCAGUUGGAAAUUGCCGAUCGGGAGAGCAGAAAAGAAUUCGAGAAUUAUCCAGAAUGGGCUCCAGUCCAUUACGAUGGCGAGUUUUUCAAGAUGAAUGCCAAGGAGGAGUUUGAAGGAGGACAUAUUGUUGAUGACGUUACUUAUGUGAUUGGGUCGAAUUCGUUCGAAGGAAGCUUGAUUUGGAAGUGGCUCUUGAGAGAUGUCAAAACUUAUGACAAGGCAUUCGAAAACAGUUUGAAUAAGACAAAAUUCUAA